This is a messenger RNA of Lizanozyma spartinae, 1965 nucleotides long. RefSeq names its product polynucleotide 5'-hydroxyl-kinase (gene GRC3). The coding region runs from base 1 to 1965 and encodes 654 amino acids. The record is from RefSeq and is a predicted model, not a curated record. Lineage: Eukaryota; Fungi; Ascomycota; Pichiomycetes; Serinales; Debaryomycetaceae. The transcript has 2 exons. Gene Ontology annotation, cellular component: nucleus. Gene Ontology annotation, molecular function: polynucleotide 5'-hydroxyl-kinase activity. Gene Ontology annotation, biological process: cleavage in ITS2 between 5.8S rRNA and LSU-rRNA of tricistronic rRNA transcript (SSU-rRNA, 5.8S rRNA, LSU-rRNA).
AUGAAGUCCGUAGAGUCAUUAUUCGAAGGGAACAACGACAAUGGAGACGAGAUCGUAGGCUACGAAAGGAACUCUUCAGAUGAAGACGACGAUGACGACGACGACGAUGUUGAUCAAGUUCCUGCUAAUGGUGGUUCAGGAGCCUCAACGUUUACUCAGAACACACCUCAGCCUCAAUCUAUAAUGCCUGGUAUUAGUCGAAUUGCUGGAUCCUUAUAUAAGUCUCAGUUUUAUCCUGAUGAUGAUAAUACUGUAAUUGGUGAAGACUACUUGGUGGUGGGGUUGAAGUCUCAUGAGUCUAUUAUGAUACAUGGUCAAUGCAAAGUUACUAUACAGCGAGGAGCAGUUCUUGUUAACGAUAUUCAUUAUUUGAGCUCGAAUUCCACAAAAGAGUACCAAUUACUUGCCAGCUCAUCCCAAGCAUUGCCCCAUAUAUCCAGUACUCAAGUAGAGAACAUGGAAGAGAUCCAUGACACACAGACUCCAGAAAAUAUGCAUUUGUUCACCAGUGAAUAUAAGUCUGUAAUUAAGCUAACAAAUAUGUAUACGGGGUUGGAAGAUAUAGGAACAUAUUAUAUCCCGUUCAAGAACUUGUUGUUUAACAAAGACCAAGAAGAACCACGAGAUCUGUUGGACCAUGAAAAGUUAUUCCGUACAUAUUCGUUUGAAAUAAUAUUGAGAGAAAAGACCGGGUUAAUAGGAAUGAAUACUAACCCUUGGAUUCACGAUAUAUACCCCUUGUUAGAACGAAUAUCUGGACCCCCAGAAGAAGAAGAGUCUAAAAUCCUUAUGGUAAUUGGAAAUAAGAACACUGGAAAAUCAACUUUAUCAAAACUUUUAAUAAAUUCACUUAUAUUAAAGGAAGAUAAUGGGAUAAACUCCAAAGUGUGCUACUUAGAUCUUGAUCCCGGUCAAUCUGAGUUUUCCAUACCUUACUGUUUAUCACUUUCAGUCAUUUCUCAACCAAUACUAGCAAUGAAUGUUCCUAAAGUCAAUGAUAAUUCGGUUCAUUGCAAAUUUUUUGGGUAUUCUUCUCCCCAGGACUCUCCUAAAACAUAUGUUGGCAUCAUCAAGCAGCUUAUAACUCAUUAUAACACUGAAUACCGAACUAAAGGGUACCAUAUAGUUAUAAACACUCCUGGAUGGGUACGAGGUUUAGGUAAGGAAUUGUUGAUUCAAUUAACUCAAUUCAUAAAGCCAGAUCAUCUACUUUGUUUAAGGGUUCCUUCAGAAGGCGACAUUAUCUUGCAGGGCUUGACCUUCAAUGAGGUGACUUUCUUUGAUGCCAUUUACCAAAGCUCACGUUACUCUGCUUCUCAAUUAAGAUUGUUUAACAAGUUCACGUACUUUCAUCAGAGAACUUCAGGGCUCCAAUUUGAUUUCCUGUGUCAUUUACUUGAUAACAGUCCCUUAAGGCUUCUGUAUGAGAGUGGCCUGGACCCCGUUAUGGGUAUCAAUGGUGUGUGUGUUUUGGGGUAUGAUAUAGGAGUUCAUUUCCAUGUUGAUGAUCUUCAAGAUAUGCUAGAAUGUUCAAUCGUUGGUCUACAUGUCGUUGAUGGUGAAGUGUUCAACAGCAUCGUACCUAUAAAGGACUCGAUAUUGCUACCGAAUUACCUCAGUAAUAAAGACUUUGGUGAUAUAGUUAACGACUCUCAAACCCAGUUUGUUGGUCUAGCUAUAAUUCAUAGCAUUGAUAAGCUUAAUAUGUGCUUUAACUUGUACAUACCCAACCAUCACCACGUGGAACACUUUUUGAAAUCUGGUUACAAGCUUAUUCUUUGUAAGGGAGAAGGAAAGGUUCCAACUGUGGAGUUUGUUAGCUCAGAGAUUUUAAAACGAGUAUCAUCCAAGCGUAAGAAGAUUAAAAAGGUUGAAAAUAUUCCAUAUAUUAAUUUUGAAGCUCGGAACAGAGUUGGUGGGGCUUGGAAAGUAAGAAGAAACAUAAAGAGGGGUGUUAAUAAGUGA